Molecule: messenger RNA, 2028 nt
Organism: Exserohilum turcica Et28A
Lineage: Eukaryota; Fungi; Ascomycota; Dothideomycetes; Pleosporales; Pleosporaceae
Exons: 3
Coding region: 1-2028 (675 amino acids)
Biological process (GO): amino acid catabolic process
Molecular function (GO): L-amino-acid oxidase activity; polyamine oxidase activity
Source: RefSeq, a predicted model, not a curated record
AUGAAGGGUCUCAUCACAGCCUCUUCGGCAGCCUUGUCCUUGGCAGGUGGCGCCAUUGCCAGUCCUGUCACUCCUCGUUCAGACAUUCUUUUCUUCAAACCCCUACAGGUCAAAUCCGACUCGGUACACAACGUUCAUGUUAAUUUUGGCGAUGACGACUUUGAAGGCGAAGUCCGCUUGGUCUACGGCGAGUGCGGGAUGAAAAGCCACGGAGAGAGACAUCACGAUGUCGCCUCACACUACAUCAAACGAUCAACUCGUCCUGAACGUUUUGUUUGGAUUGUACCGGAAGAUGCCGCCCAUGGAGGAUGUCUUCACGCCUAUUCGGGAUCCACACUCAUUGGACGUUCAGCCCCAAUUCACGUCACCAGAGAUAGGGAGGAUAUCUCUGAGGUGGCUGAUGCUAUGGGUCCUUGGUUCGAUGGCGUAGCCUAUCUGAAGAGCAAGCAAAACAAUGCUUCCUAUGUCGCCGUCGAGAAGAGCAAGCGAAUUGCUAUAGUCGGAGGAGGCAUGUCCGGGUUGAUGACCAGUCAUCUGCUUGAUUCAGUUGGCAUCCAUGACUGGCACAUUAUCGAAUCUUCCCAGCGGAUCGGAGGCCGUAUACGAACAAAGUACCUCGGCGGAAGCACUCCCGAUCAGUACCAAUACCAAGAGAUGGGUCCUAUGCGCUUCCCAGUAUCGACCCGUUACCCAGAAACAAACGAGACUCUGGAUAUUCAGGACCACAAGAUGGUUUUCCAGCUCGGAGCGACUUUGACCGAGAUGAACGGCGGUCCCAGCAGCGAUCUUGCCGUAAACUUCAUUCCUUGGAUCCAAUCGAGCCCGAACGUGCCGGCCAACUCGAAUGGUUACCGUCUUCCCAACGGACGCAUUCCCAGCGCUGCACAGAUUAAGAGUAACCAGACCGCAUACACAUUGCCAAAAGCCCCAGGCCCAGACGAGGAGGCUGUUGAGCAUGCCACUGAAGAGCUGGACGAAUUCGUGGGAACAACACCAGAGGUUGUGCGUGAGAUGCACAACAAUGUCUUCCUAGCCCACAAACACGCCGUAGAGAAGGGCCUGUUCCACUGGUCUGAGGCUGCGUAUGUCCGAUAUGCGCUGAACCAGAGUGCUGAUGUAACUGACUACGUUACCGGCAACGAUGACACUCCAAUCUGGGAGUACGAUACUGCUUACUUUGGCGCCACAACAUGGCGAACCAUCGAUAAGGGUCUCGAGUCACUUCCUCGCGCUUUUUACCCCCAUGUCCAGGACCGGCUGACUCUUGACCGCAAGGUCACUGGCUUGAAGUAUGACGAGAAUACUGACAAGAUUUCCGUUCAGUGGCGCAAGGACCCCUUUGCGAUGAAGCCAGAGAGUGAGGAAUAUGAUUACGCCGUCGUGGCCGUUCCUUUCUCUAAGGUCCGGAUCUGGGACCUUCCCCAAUACUCAUCGCUCUUGUCUCGUGCUAUCAACGAGAUGAACUACCAGCAGUCGUGCAAGGUCUCUCUACGCUACAAGACACGCUUCUGGGAGAAGCUUUCGCCUCCCAUCAUCGGUGGAUGUGGUUCGGUCGAUAUUUCGGGCAUUGGCAGCGUCUGCUACCCUUCGUACCAGAUCAACUCGACUGGUCCUGGUGUGAUUUUGGGCUCGUACGUCUCUGGCACUCUUGCCCGCUCUGUAGCCGCACUUAGUGAGGAGGACCACGUCGCUAUGGUGCAACGCGCGAUGGUUGAGAUUCACGGUGACGUAGCCGACGAACAGUUCACUGGCGCAUACGAGCGUCAAUGCUGGGAACUUGACGAGCACCAGGCUGGUGCCUGGGCUUCGCCUACUAUUGGCCAACAAGACCUUUUCCUGCCCGCCUAUUACAAGACCGAGUUCAAGUCCAUUUUCGUUGGUGAGCACACGAGCUACACACACGCUUGGAUCUUCUCAGCUCUCGACUCUGCUGUGCGCGGCACUUCUCAGCUUCUCUUGGAUAUGGGCCUGGUGGAUGAGGCAAAGCAAAUCGUCGAUACUUGGAUGGGACGAUGGAUCUCCAUCUAA